AUGUCACAGAAUAGGCCUGGGGUAUUCUCGAGUUUACGCAUGGGUGAAGUCGUUCGCGAAAAGGUCCAGGAUGGACUGACUGGGGAGACCAAGGAGAUCUCAUAUUCACAAUGCAAAAUCGUCGGCAAUGGCUCGUUCGGUGUGGUCUUCCAGACGAAGAUGAUGCCCAGCGGCGAGGACGCUGCCAUCAAACGGGUCCUCCAAGAUAAGCGUUUCAAGAAUCGGGAGCUGCAAAUAAUGCGGAUUGUACGCCACCCCAAUAUCGUGGAGCUGAAGGCUUUCUAUUACUCCAACGGCGAAAGGAAGGAUGAAGUCUACCUGAAUCUCGUUCUUGAGUACGUACCGGAAACGGUGUAUCGGGCGUCGCGGUAUUUCAACAAGCUCAAAACGACGAUGCCAAUGUUGGAGGUCAAGCUUUACAUCUACCAGCUCUUCCGUUCCUUGGCAUAUAUCCACUCCCAGGGCAUCUGCCAUCGGGACAUCAAGCCCCAAAACCUCCUGGUCGAUCUUAGCUCCGGUAUCCUGAAGCUGUGUGAUUUCGGAUCGGCCAAGAUACUCGUCGAAAAUGAACCGAACGUUUCUUACAUCUGUUCGCGCUACUACCGAGCGCCGGAAUUGAUUUUCGGUGCCACAAACUAUACGACAAAGAUUGAUGUGUGGUCGACCGGCUGUGUGAUGGCCGAGCUGAUGCUAGGCCAGCCUCUCUUCCCUGGCGAGUCGGGCAUCGACCAGCUUGUGGAAAUCAUCAAAGUCUUAGGUACCCCCACUCGGGAACAGAUUCGUACAAUGAAUCCCAACUACAUGGAGCAUAAGUUUCCCCAGAUCAAGCCACACCCCUUCAAUAAGGUCUUCCGGAAAGCUCCACAUGAGGCAAUCGAUUUAAUCUCUGCUUUGCUGGAAUACACGCCAACGCAGCGUCUUUCCGCGAUCGAGGCGAUGUGCCAUCCGUUCUUCGAUGAGCUUAGAGACCCCAACACCCGUUUGGCCGACUCCCGGCAUCCCAACAGCCCCCCCAGGGAACUUCCCAACCUCUUCGACUUCUCCAAGCAUGAACUCUCCAUUGCACCAUCGAUGAACAACCGGCUCGUCCCUCCACAUACCCGCUCGGCACUCGAAGCCCGCGGGCUAGAUAUCGACAACUUUACCCCCCUUACAAAGGAUGAAAUGAUAGCGCGCCUUGACUGAGUCACUGUGUGCGGGACUCACGAAGAAACACGCCUGUUUUUAGUGCAACCACUUGCACAUGCAUGCGCUUGAGAAUCGGGGUUCCUUCCAUAUACGAAUUUCGUCCAUGCAUCAGGCAAUUUCAAACUGGGAGUCGGUUUAACCGAGCGUGUAGACCUAUCCUUUUGACAAGGCAUCCAGGAGCUGGCUUCUCUGUGUGGGACAGUGGGUUUGAAAUGACGGACAAGAAAACCAGAAAAAAAAGAAAGCAAAAAAAAAAAAAGAAGAAAAAGGAAAAAGAAAGAAAGAAGAGGACGAACCUUUCCUUUCCGAUUAUGACAUUGAAAUUGGCAAAACGAAAACAACAACAAAAAAAAAGGGCAUCGAGAAGAGGCCAGAACGGGGAAGGAGGGUACAGAAACCGUUUAUUUCUUCCAGGGAGGCAAUGAAUAUGGUUGUUAUGUUUGC
Aspergillus campestris IBT 28561 is the source of this 1632-nucleotide messenger RNA. RefSeq names its product GSK family serine/threonine-protein kinase. The record is from RefSeq and is a predicted model, not a curated record. Gene Ontology annotation, biological process: protein phosphorylation; signal transduction. Gene Ontology annotation, molecular function: ATP binding; protein serine/threonine kinase activity; protein serine/threonine/tyrosine kinase activity. Lineage: Eukaryota; Fungi; Ascomycota; Eurotiomycetes; Eurotiales; Aspergillaceae. The transcript is spliced from 7 exons. Gene Ontology annotation, cellular component: cytoplasm. Bases 1 to 1185 code for a protein of 394 amino acids.